GCGCCAGCGCCUGUUCCUGCGCGCUCCGUUCCUGCCUCCAUCUCCCGGCGCCACCGGCGCGCGGCGCAAGGCACGCAGGGCCACGGGGCGCGGCGGGCGGGCGGAGCCGGGCGGCGGCCUCGGGCCUCGGGUCUCGGGUCGGUGCGAGCGGGAGCCGGAGCGGGGGGAGCGGGAGCCACAGCUGCACGGCCUCGGCCCGGCCCCGCGCAGCCAUGUCGGGGCUCCUGGGGAAGCUCUUCGGGACGGGCGCCGGCGGGAAGGGCGGCGGGAAAGGCCCGUCCCCGCAGGAGGCGAUCCAGCGGCUCCGCGACACGGAGGAGAUGCUCAGCAAGAAGCAGGAGUUCCUGGAGAAGAAGAUCGAGCAGGAGCUGGCCGCCGCCCGCAAGCACGGCACCAAAAACAAGCGCGCUGCCCUGCAGGCCCUGAAGCGCAAGAAGAGGUACGAGAAGCAGCUGGCACAGAUAGAUGGCACGUUAUCAACAAUUGAAUUCCAGAGGGAAGCCCUGGAGAAUGCCAACACCAACACUGAAGUGCUUAAGAACAUGGGUUUUGCUGCUAAGGCCAUGAAAGCUGCUCAUGACAACAUGGACAUUGAUAAAGUAGAUGAAUUAAUGCAGGACAUUGCAGAACAGCAAGAGCUGGCAGAUGAGAUCUCUACAGCCAUCUCCAAGCCAGUAGGAUUUGGGGAGGAAUUUGAUGAGGAUGAACUCAUGGCAGAACUAGAGGAACUAGAACAAGAAGAACUAGACAAAAACUUGCUGGAAAUCAGUGGUCCGGAGACAGUACCACUACCAAAUGUGCCCUCAAUAUCAAUACCCUCCAAGCCAGCCAAGAAGAAAGAGGAAGAAGAGGAUGAUGACAUGAAAGAGCUGGAAGCUUGGGCAGGAACCAUGUAACCACAGCAGCCCCUGGCUGGAAAAAAGACUUUGGUUACCUGUUCCGGGUGCAAAUGUGUUUUGUUGAGAAGAAAGCAUAAGCAAAAUGUCUUUAUCUUUAAUUUUAACCCAGAGUAGUGGGAACUGCAUUGCUGUUUUCUGCAUAGCAUGGAAAAAAGUCUGCCCAGAGGAGAGGAGCGGGAGCAGGGGAAUGCCUGCUGACAAUACGGUUCAAUUUCUGUAGAAAAGGUAUUUGCAAAAUCAGACACUCAGCUUUGGGACUGUGCUCCUGCCACUGCUGGAUCUUCAAUUUGGGCCAUAUAUUGAAUUAAGCUGAAAAACCCUCUGUAAUUUUAAGUCAGUUUAAGUGUGUCUAGGAGUCUUGUAAGGCAUUUAAAAACCAGGAAAAGUCGUAAGCCCCCAUCGGCUUCUUUAUUGUGUUUUAGGUGCAAGAAUGCUUUAGGUUUUUAGUUCUUUGCCAGUUCUAUUUAUAUCCCUUGACUGCUGUGUGGCCAGCCCUGUGUCUGUCACUGCAAUGACAUAGUCACUGUGCCCAUUUUAAUUGGUGAGAAUGAUCUGCAGUUGAUCCACACUCUCUUGGAAGUAGGGAAGGUUUCAAGUUCAGUUGUACAUUUUUCUACAUAGCACUACAAUGUUUAUUGCUUUUUUGUGAUAAUUGAUAACCCAUUCAGAUACAUGCACACAAUUAUUUUAAUUAAGAAACUACUAUGGAUUGCACUGUAUUAAAUAUCUCGAUUAAUUUUCA
Molecule: messenger RNA, 1641 nt
Organism: Prinia subflava (tawny-flanked prinia)
Lineage: Eukaryota; Metazoa; Chordata; Aves; Passeriformes; Cisticolidae
Gene: CHMP4B
Product: charged multivesicular body protein 4B
Exons: 5
Coding region: 213-896 (227 amino acids)
Biological process (GO): vesicle budding from membrane; late endosome to vacuole transport via multivesicular body sorting pathway
Cellular component (GO): ESCRT III complex; multivesicular body; cytoplasmic side of plasma membrane
Source: RefSeq, a predicted model, not a curated record